Messenger RNA from Macrobrachium nipponense, 2886 nucleotides. RefSeq names its product putative protein tag-278. The record is from RefSeq and is a predicted model, not a curated record. The coding region runs from base 1 to 2886 and encodes 961 amino acids. Lineage: Eukaryota; Metazoa; Arthropoda; Malacostraca; Decapoda; Palaemonidae. The transcript has a single exon.
AUGAAUAUUAAGUUUGUCACACCUAAUAUGUUUAAUAUGAGCGCCGGAUUCGGCGAUUAUUGCGCACUGCCGCUGUUAGCAGUGUUGAUUCUCUUUAUAUUGUUUACCGGAUGCGAUUUCUCCUCCUUCACUGGAGGAAGGAAAGUUGUAAAUAACCUGGCUGAAAAGAAGCAAUCAUACAAGCGGGAAAUCGAGAACUUCAGAGUUGAACAGAAGGAUAAAAUUGAAGUUCUCGAAUAUGAAAAUAACCCAUUAAAGGAAGUGGUCCUGGCUCAGACUAUAGCGAUGCAUCAAAGGAACCGCGAGAUCGAGUCGCUGAUUAAACUCGUGGAGGGAAUACGACAUAAGAGCACGAAUUCAGGAGAGGAAAAGGAAGGCGAAGGCGACAGUCCGAAAUAUGAUGCUAGACUCGAGCGUCUCCACCGCUUAAUUCUUGAGAUGAGCAGCGAGAUGGUGGGACUCCGAUUAGAUAUCGAAGAAAAAGUCGACACAAUUAGCAAGCUGAAUGGGGAAGUUUCCCGGCGAGAAAAGUGUAAUGAAGAACUGGCCGAAGAAAUCCAAAGGAAAGAUGAGAGACACCGAGAAAUGGAAAAUCGGCUCGCGACGGCUAAUGAGAAGAUAGUCAUGUUGCAACGCGAGCUCUUGAACGAACAAAAUAAAACAAAGUUGUCGGAAAAGGGGCCAGCAGAGAAGGAUAACAGCAUCGAAUCUCUGACGACGUGUAACGUGCAAAGGCCUGUGGAUGGAAAGACAAAGACUUCAGAGGAAUUGCAAGAACUGAGAGGAGAAGUGGCUGCGGCAAAUGCCAAGAUAGACAGACUUCAGGAGGACAACUGCCUAAAGGAGAAACGCCUCUCAGAGGUAGAAAGACGACUGGAACACCUGGCAAGCCAAUUCGAGGAGAGGAAUGCAGCAGCAGCAGCAGAGACUCUGAAGAUGGAGGGACCGGGAGAGAGACUUAGGGAAGAGAGGCACUCUCAAGAGACAGAAUUAUGCGAGAUCAGUGCCCCGUUCCACCAAAGUCUCCUCGGAGCGGAAUUGGCAAUCGAGUUAGGAAGACUUAAGGAUCAACUGAGUAAGGACAAGGAAAGGAGAAUUCAAUUCACGCGUAUGGGAGGACACGUAGAAACGCCGGGGCAACUGCAAAGUUCUGAAGCAAAUGACAGUUUAAAUAGCAUCAUUGAAUGCCUCAAUGGCAAAGAGUUAGAGGAGGUUCUAAGGUCAACGGACAUGGAUACGAAGAGUUUAAGUGAAGCGAUUGAUCACCUCUUGAAACUGGUGACCCAAGAGAAUACCAAGAGCAGGGCGGCUGCUUCGCAAAUGGUUGCCGACCUUAAAAAACAAAAGAGGCUCCUUGGGUUCAGGGGGGAAGAUAUGGCCAAGAAAGUACAUCUUGAUACUCACAUCCACGUCCUUAACAAAGCGCGAGGAAAAGACAUGCAAACCCAGUUGGAUAAGAUUCUCGGAUGUAUGUGUCAAUCAAAACCUGCCGCUGAGGACGUCAACAUUCCAGAGAACAAUGCCCCAAUUGCUCAAAAAGAUCUACUCAUGACGAACGAAAGGGACUCGUUUCAGGUAGAGGGAGCAGCCUUCAGUUGGGAUGAAGAAGCACUCCGUAGGGAUAGAAAGAUCCUUAACAAGGAGUUGAUGUCCCAUCUUAGGGAGAAAGUAGCCUUUUCUGCAGAAAGAAAAGCCUUUGCUACAGAAAGAGAAGCCUUUGCUGCAGAAAGAGAAGCCUUUGCUGCAGAAAGAGAAGCCUUUAACAAAAACAAAGAAAAACUUGACGAGGACAAGAAUGCUUUACAAAGACAACUGGAAAAAUUUGAAAAGGAGAAAGAGAGCAUCAAUCGACUCUUUCAUGAACUCAUACUCUUUGAACAAACAAAAGCAAUUUUUUAUCAAGAGAGAGAAGAGUUAGAAAAGGUAAAGGAAGCUGUUUACAAAAGAGAACAGGUGGCGAAUGAGUGCUUGAUGAGGGUAGAAAAAUUGAUGGGGAAAGUGGAGGGAAGGGAAGAUUUGAAUGGGUACGUGAAAAACGAGAAUGAAGUUCAGAUGGAGCAAAAGAUUGAGGAACUUGAAGAGAUCAUAAGACAACAACAAACGAUGCUCGAAAAAUGUGAGGCCACCAAAUGUGAGCUUUUACAAGUAAUACAGGAAAGGGAAGCUUUGAAUGGGUACGUGAAAAACGAGAAUGAAGUUCAGAUGGAGCAAAAGAUUGAGGAACUUGAAGAGAUCAUAAGACAACAACAAACGAUGCUCGAAAAAUGUGAGGCCACCAAAUGCGAGCUUUUACAAGUAAUACAGGAAAGGGAAGCUUUGAAUGGGUAUGUGAAAAACGAGAAUGAAGUUCAGAUGGAGCAAAAGAUUGAGGAACUUGAAGAGAUCAUAAGACAACAACAAACGAUGCUCGAAAAAUGUGAGGCCACCAAAUGUGAGCUUUUACAAGUAAUACAGGAAAGGGAAGCUUUGAAUGGGUACGUGAAAAACGAGAAUGAAGUUCAGAUGGAGCAAAAGAUUGAGGAACUUGAAGAGAUCAUAAGACAACAACAAACGAUGCUCGAAAAAUGUGAGGCCACCAAAUGUGAGCUUUUACAAGUAAUACAGGAAAGGGAAGAUUUGAAUGGGUACGUGAAAAACGAGAAUGAAGUUCAGAUGGAGCAAAAGAUUGAGGAACUUGAAGAGAUCAUAAGACAACAACAAACGAUGCUCGAAAAAUGUGAGACCACCAAAUGUGAGCUUUUACAAGCAAUACAGGAAAGGGAAGAUUUGAAUGGGUACGUGAAAAACGAGAAUGAAGUUCAGAUGGAGCAAAAGAUUGAGGAACUUGAAGAGAUCAUAAGACAACAACAACGAUGCUCGAAAAAUUUCAGACCACCAAAAUUGUGA